GACCCCGCCUGCCGAGGCGUGGUGCUUCUUGGCCUCAGAGGGUUUGCGGGGUGUUUACCUGGUUUGAUAUUUAUGUAUUAUAUUAACGAUUUCGGGUUCGAAGUCCCCCUGGGCUGCGGGAGCCCGCCUGUCUCGCUCCCCCGGCGCUCCGGCCUGCCGAGAGGCGCGGCGCGGCCCCUCCCGGGCGGGGGGAGGCCCCGGGACAGCCCACGCGUGUUUAAAAGCCUCCAGAAAGAGCCGGGGUGUCGUAAGGCUGCACCUGCGCCCUGUCAGCGCGCAAAAGAAUGUCAGUGGCUGCUUACUGUAUAUUUUGCUAUAGACAAAUAGGAACUUCUGGUCCAGCCACAAAAACACACCUACCAUGGAAUGAUAUCAGAAAAAUUGCAAAGGUAACUGGAUCACUUAUACUAGGAGGUUUUGUAUUCAUUACAUAUGAAGUCCUGUCCUUAAAGAAGUUACUGCAAAUUGAUACUCAAGCUAUACAUCAAGAAAAACUUAAAUCCUAUGUAUAUGUACGUACAGCUUCUCUAAAUCCAGGUGAAUAUCAAGGGAUCACCUACCAAGCUAGAAAAGAAAUUCAUAAAGCAGUGAGGAAAAUUCUAGAAACAGAAGCUAAAAUUUUCCGGAGACCUUUAAAUGAACAAUUCAGUACAUUUGAUGGAGAAGAUCAUGAGUGUGCCUUAUGGCUUCUCUUAAAGAGAAGUCAGUCAGAAGACAAAGAGCUUCGACUGCAGGCUGUACAAGACCUGGCAAACAACAGUCACUGGCAUGAUUAUCAGUAUGGUACAGUUGCCCAAACCUGUGAUCAAAGGACUGCUAUAGGUUUGGCUCGAUCCAAAGAUAUCGACCUUCGCUUUUUCCUGCCUCCACCACCAUUGCCAAAAAUAAAGGAUGAUUAUCCCAUAGAAGAUGAGCUACGCUUGUUGUUAGUAUCUUUACCCCAGACUGGUCUUGAUCCAUGUGUCCAGUACUUUACAUCUCUUGCUUUACGUGAAAGUAGUCAGACUCUCGCUGCACAAAGGGGAGGCUUAUGGUGUUUUGGAGGAAAUGGACUUCCAUAUUGUGAGACAUUGAGUAAAAUCCCUUCAGAGACAGUGGAACUCUUUUGCUUGCAAGCUUUAGUACAGCAUUCUAAGGUUUCUUCUCACUGUGACAAAAUUGAAGCUAAAGGAGGCCUUCAGCUACUACAGAGGAUAUACCAGCUACGUAAAGAUUCAGCAAAAAUACAAAGGAACAUAAUUCGCAUUAUUGGAAAUAUGGCUUUGGAUGAACGUCUACAUUCACCCAUAGUACGUGCAGGUUGGGUUUCUGUACUUGCUGAAGUAAUGAAAUCCCCGAAUGUCAUGCAGUCUUCUCAUGCAUCCAGGGCUUUGGCUAAUCUAGACAGGGACACAGUGAAAGAAAAGUAUCCAGAUGGUGUUUAUGUCUUACAUCCACAAUAUCGUAGCAGUCAGCCCAUCAGAGCAGACAUCCUUUUUGUUCACGGUCUUUUGGGAGCAGCAUUUAAAACCUGGCGACAGCAAGACAUUGACCGACGUUUGGAUAAAAAGGCUUCAGAAGGGGAAGAGGAUUAUAGCCAGUGCUGGCCAAAGACAUGGCUGGCUUCAGACUGUCCUGCCCUUAGAAUCAUAUCUGUGGAAUAUGACACCCAUUUGAGUGACUGGAAAGCAAAAUGUCCUGUUGAGGCUCACAGGAAGUCUAUUGCUUACAGGAGCAAUGAGCUUCUUGACAAGCUCAGAGCUGCUGGGAUUGGAGACAGACCUCUGGUGUGGGUCUCACAUAGCAUGGGUGGUCUUCUAGUCAAAAAGAUGCUGCUGGAUGCUUCCAAGAAUCCAGAAAUGGAUAAAAUUGUAAACAACACCAGAGGAAUCAUAUUUUAUAGCGUACCUCACCAUGGUUCCCAGCUGGCUGAAUAUUCUAUAAAUGCCAGAUAUCUUCUCUUUCCGUCUGUGGAGGUUAAAGAACUCAGCAAGGAUUCUCCUGCCCUUAAAGACCUGAAUGAUGACUUCCUGUCUUUUGCCAAAGAUAAGAAAUUUUCCGUGCUGAGUUUUGCAGAAACCUUACCAACACACAUAGGCAGCAUGAUAAAACUGCAUGUCGUACCUUUGGAAUCAGCAAUUUUUUCUUUUUUUUUUUUUUUCCCCCCUCCUCUCCUAGAGUUAGGAAUUGGAGACCUUAUUCCAGUGGAUGUUAAUCAUCUAAAUAUUUGUAAGCCAAAGAAGAAGGAUGCUUUCCUGUACCAACGUACAUUGAAGUUCAUUCAGGAUGUUUUAGCCCAAGAACUUGGAGACUGAGUUUAUGACAUCCUUGGCUGCUUAUUUUCUCUAUUUGGUAUAACACAGUAAGUUCUUCUCCUAAAAUUUGUUAGGGGAUCUGCAGAACUACAACGAUGCUAUGUCAAUAGUAUCUGCUGCUAAAAUAAUUUUCGAUACAUCUCCCACUUAGACACCUCUCCAACUUAUUUUUAAAAUAUAUUCAAAACAAAUACAAACUGUAGUCCUAUAAACUUGGCAAAAAGAAAAUGUGUGUUGUCUUAGAGAGACUGUGAUCUGUUGACAAAAUGUGUGUAAAUUCUCCAGCAAUUUGACUGGGAGGGGCUGGGAAUUCGGUGGAAAAGAAGUUUCACUUACAGAUAUCCCUCUGAAGCAACACAGCUUGACUAUGGAGAGUGCCCAGAAUAUCUCCUUUGAGCCAAAAAAAAAAAAAGCCUUGCUCUGGAGGUUAAGGUAAAUAUACAUCUGGAACUGAAGUCUGAUAGAGGAUCAGAAGCAGUUAACUGAGGUGGUUAUUUGUUGUGUCAAAGGGGAGAAGAAGCAUGUGGCUGCCUCAAAGCUUUGGUUUACUGUCUAUGUUAAGUAGUCUGACUGGGGCCUGAAGAAAUUUAUCCAAGUGAAUGAAGGCAGCAUUUUGGUCUAGUGGCCCAAUUACAAGAGUUUUUGUAAUUUGCCUUUCAUUUAAUAGACCACCCAGGUCUGUCAGCAAAUAUGACAUCUGUUUUCUGCAUGAGAAAGAGGGAGGCUGGUAGGUUGUCUAGCAUAGGCAGCUGUAGUUGUUUUAAUCUGUUUGUGUAAAUGAAAACAAAAGAAAUGUUCACCACCUUGUACAUUUCUCUCUUAAUCUUAGCAACUUGUGAGACUUGGUUUCUUUAGGACAGUGUGUAUCUGGUCAGAUUCGGGGCAGUUCUGUGCUUGUUUACAUGGAAGAUACAGAACAGAGGCUUAGCUCUCUUGUUUUACUCUUGGGACAUAGCGAGAAGAUGAUGGUACAUUCAAGUCUUAGCUCAUGUUACUCAUUUAGAAACUCUUUCUUUAGCUGAUUUAAAUAGCAGCAUUGAAAACGCUUUGGUGGAGUAAGACAAAUGUAGGCCCUGGCAAAAAACCUGAUGCUUAGAGUUUGGAGCUCAGGUGGAGGAAAAGUAAAGCAGAAAAAAUUCAGGUGACUCUAAGGUCCCAGUGAAAUGCAGAAGAUCCCAGAUAUUUUGGUUUCUUGAGGCCUAAGCAUAUUUAUUGGUAUAGAUAUAGAGCAAAGUAGUGUUGUCUUAUUUGAGUUUAUGUUAAGGAUAUCUUAACAGUACUGAUGAGAAAUAAGUAUUGUUAGGGAAAAAAAAAAAAAAAAAGCAGUGUUCAGCCACUUUUUAAAAGUCUUAAAUAGUUUGCAAUGUAGUUGAAAGCAGCCUAGUCUAACUGUGGUCUCUUUCCUUCCUUUCUUUGCAUCCCCAAACCCUCUUUGAAAACAAACAGGCUGUGAUUAGGCUGUACUACUCUAGCUGACCGUUUGUUAAAUAAGGCCUGUAUUGAUGAUGGGCUUAAGAUGUCUCUUAGUGUCACUUCCAUGAGAUGGAUUUAAUAUCACUGGCCUUGCAGUUAUGGCCAUGUAGGCUACCAGAGAGGUGGGACAUGCUUUGCAGUUCUGCAUGGGCUGUUGCAGUCCUGCCAGGUCCUGAGGCCACCUCAGCUGUUCCCUCUUGAAAGCACUCCAGCCCAUGAGGAUGCUACAUCUGCAAAGGUACUUCUGGAAGUUGACCCUUGACCUGAUGGAGUUGCGGAGUAAAAUUCACAUGAGCAGUACAGAGAACGUACAGCACUACACUGGAAAAAAGAUCAUUUUUUCCCCCUAACCAAGGUGUAGGUAAGGUAAGAACACUGCAUAGCAGUGUUUCACAUAGAAAAUGUAACAAUUGCUGUAACUUCUAAAGAGGUUUAUCCUUUUUACACUGUGGUUUAAACUUCAGAGUGUAAAUAUAUUAGAACACUUUGUAUUCACAAAGUAGAGGGUAUGUGGAAAUGAUUGUGAAUAGACAAGACUUCCAAUAACUGAAUACAUAUUUAACGUGACAGAUCUUGUGUUGAUUUUAAUAGAUGACUGACUUACAGGGAUUCAGAUCAAUGACGUUACACUUUAAUCUCAGUAAAUGCAUCUGUGUCUUGUUACUGGAACUCUUGAGGCAACUUUCUCCUUUUUGUAACUGUAUGUAUAUAUGUGUAACUUUAAUAUUUUGAGGGGGGGUUGUUGGCAUUGGUUUUUGGUGGAUAUUUUUUUGAAUAUAGUAAUACAUUUUUUAAAAUGUACUAGAUAAGCCACAAAAUGUAUUAAAGGUGAAUGAUCUGCCAAAUGAA
Athene cunicularia (burrowing owl) is the source of this 4616-nucleotide messenger RNA. It is a transcript of the gene SERAC1, whose product is annotated as serine active site containing 1. NCBI's taxonomy places the organism in Eukaryota, Metazoa, Chordata, Aves, Strigiformes, Strigidae. The record is from RefSeq and is a predicted model, not a curated record. Bases 285 to 2294 code for a protein of 669 amino acids. The transcript has 17 exons.